AAAUUCUGAAAAACACAUCUCUCUCUUCAAAUUUCAGUUUCUUUCUUUGGGAACUUUGAUCCGAGGACAUAAUGUCAGGUAUGGAGGGUGUCAAAGAGCAAGAGCAGGUGGAUGGAAGUUCCAUGCCCCCAUCUAAAGAGGAGGAAGAAGUUGUGAAGAAAAAAUAUGGAGGCAUCAUGCCCAAGAAACCACCACUCAUUUCUAAGGAUAAUGAACGAGCUUACUUUGAUUCUGCUGAUUGGGCACUUGGAAAGCAUGGUGGUGAGAAACCUAAAGGUCCUCUUGAAGCUCUUCGGCCAAAAUUACAGCCUACACAACAGCAGACACGAUACCGAAAGUCUCCAUAUGCCCCUGCAGAUGGUGAAGAUACAGGAAGCUCGCCAUCAGAGGAUGCACCAGCAAAUGAAUGAGAAAUUACUAUUGGCCCUUUGAUCUAGCAAGGAAUUCUGAUUGUUAUUCACCUAGGCAGUGGGUAAUUUUCUGUUGUUUCGGGCAAAUAAAGUUUGUAUAUUGCCGAAGGGAACAAAAUGACACAUUUCAUGAGUUGAGUGUACAAUUUGUGUAAUGGUAAUUCACAUUACACGAUUCAAACAACUUUACCAGUCGUGAAAUACGGCUAGGCUAGAUCAAGAUAUCCACCAUGCUUAUUCAUGGCUGUGUUGCUCGAGGAACAAUAGACGCCAUUUUCCAUCCAAAGUACCUCUUUUUUGCUGAUGAUGCCAAA
Messenger RNA from Manihot esculenta (cassava), 724 nucleotides. RefSeq lists its product as uncharacterized. The coding region runs from base 72 to 410 and encodes 112 amino acids. Lineage: Eukaryota; Viridiplantae; Streptophyta; Magnoliopsida; Malpighiales; Euphorbiaceae. The transcript has 7 exons. The record is from RefSeq and is a predicted model, not a curated record. Gene Ontology annotation, molecular function: protein phosphatase inhibitor activity. Gene Ontology annotation, cellular component: cytoplasm.